This is a messenger RNA of Venustampulla echinocandica, 450 nucleotides long. RefSeq lists its product as uncharacterized. Lineage: Eukaryota; Fungi; Ascomycota; Leotiomycetes; Helotiales; Pleuroascaceae. Bases 1 to 450 code for a protein of 149 amino acids. The transcript has a single exon. The record is from RefSeq and is a predicted model, not a curated record.
AUGCCAUUACAAUGUAACGGGGGUGUCGGCUCCGGAGUCGGGGUCGGACUUGGUUUAGUUGAGGUCGGAACCGGUGUCGUCGAUGAUGAGGAAGGAUCUAUCGAUGAUGGUGAGGAAGAACCUAUCGAUGUUGAUUUGGGUGAAGCAGUCGAUGAUGACGAGUUGAAGGCUGACACCCACAAUGAUAACCAUGAAGUUGUAGGGUUCAAUGCUGAAGAUGUCAUGGUAGAGCUUCUCGAUGCUAAUAAACUUGCACCUGCUAAAAUUGUCCCCGUUGCUGAGCCGGAUGGUGAGACUAUACCAGUGGGACCUCCCGAUCCAGCCGACGAACCCAAAAGAGUCGAUGAUGAACCAGACGGAAGAGGGCAGCUAUCUCUUGCGAGGAUCGAUCGUUUCAUCUCCAUUGGGCUCCCACGACCAGCAAGAACGGUGUUGAACCUAAAUGAAUAG